UGGGGUUACUGGGGAUCCGGGUAGUCCCGGCUUACAAGCAAGUCGCGUCCGGUACUAUAAAAGCUCCGCGCAGUCGUAAACUUCCUCUCGGAUUCUGUCUUUCCUUUUCUUUUGUAUUCGAAUAUCCAGUGCUAUAUAUUCGAAUCACUAUUGCUUUUCUUCUCCCUGUCUGUUUUUCGUGUUGCUGGAUUAGAGCAGAGCCGAGCUCAGAGAUAGAACCUCCGCGCGGUCGUAAUAGCCAACGAAAAAGUCCAGCUCCCUUCUACAACAAGGAUAAUUUGGGUGCUAUUUCCUCAAUGUUAUAUACAAUGGAUAUGCAAGAGGAUGAAGAAAGUAACAACAUUAGAGGGCAUUCAUUGCAGACAUAUUUGGAUGCAUUAUAUGAAAAGAGGGGAUCAACAAGAGAGAAGGCUUUGUUGGGGCUCAUUGAUGCCUUUUCAAGAAACUUAGACAUUCAAUUCGCUGAGAAUAAUUAUAUAACAAUGCAACAUCAGUUUAUCAACUCUGUGAAACGGGGGUCUGCCACAGAGGUUUCUCAAGCUACUCGUGCCCUUGGUUUAUUGGCUGUUACUAUUGGUUGUGGGGAUAAAGCACACGAAAUAAUGGAAGAGUCAAUUCCAGUGCUUUCUCAUGCCAUUAGAUCUUUCUCUGAAUCUAUGAAGAGAUUAUCUGUAAUAGAAUGUUUGGCCAUCCUUACAUUCGUUGGUGGAAAUGAUAGUGAGGAGACAUAUAGAUCACUGGAGAUUAUAUGGCAGUUGAUUAAUCCAGAACCAGGCUCUAAGGUUGCGCUUGAAAAUAAACAAACAACUGAUGUACUAGCAACGGCUAUAUCUGCAUGGUCAUUUCUUUUAACAACUGUUAAAAGAUUUAAAAGAUUGAAACUUGAUUCCAAUGAUUGGCAGGAGUCAAUCUCAUUUAUUUCAAGUCUUUUAGACAAGGAUGACCAUGCUCUACGAGUUGCAGCUGGUGAUGCACUUGGCGUUAUUUUUGAGCUAGGUGGCCUUAAGAAGUUUUGUGAUGGAGCCAAGAAUUAUACCGACAGUUCAGUAAUUAAGGAAAAUGAUGUGUGGGGAGGGUUUGAAUGUCUAGAAGGGUUAAAGACAAAAAUCCAAAGUCAAAUGAGGAGCCUAUCUGUUGAGUCAGCGGACCAGGUUUCAAACAAUAAAGAUGUUAAUAGUGAGCGAAAUUCAUUUGAGGACCUUUCGGCUUUCCUUCAGACUGGUGAUUGCUCAGAAACAUCAAUGGAGGCAUCGUCAUGGAGUGAAAUGAUACAGUUGAACUUUCUGAGGCGUUUGUUUGGAUCUGAUUUUUGCAUGCACAUGCAGCAAAAUAAAUUUCUGCAUGAUGUUUUUAAUCCCAUACAUAAGAAGAAAAAACAUUCAUCAGGAAAUGCAGAAUACACAUUAGACAACGAAAGGGAUACUGAUCUAUUCUAUAUUCCUCGGCAAAAGAAAGAUGGAGCUGAUACCUUUCAGAGGUUGUACAAGUCUCCGAACUCUGCAUAUAACAAGGCGAGGACCCAAGUGCUGAAUAAGAAGCGUUCGUUUAUCCAGGAUUGGAAAAAUGGCCACUUUGCUGAUCAAGAGGAUUAAAAGAAGACAAUCCUUUGUGUAGAUUCUCAUUUAAAAUGCUGAGGAGAGGUACAAAGGGGAAAUGGCAUUGGCUGGACUAUUUUCCUUUUCUUUCUUAUAAUUUUUUUCUAUUUUUUAACCGAUUCUUUUAUUCAUUUGAACCAAUUUAUAGGGUGUAAUAUGUUCAUUUAACUUUUUCUUCUUUUUUCUUGGCAAUGCUAAUAAUUUAUGUUGCCAUUUUAUUGGUUAGUGUCAGAGAAAUAUCAAUAAAAACAAUUUUGUUUUGCUGCAAGAAAGAAAUGUUUUUUCAAGAUCAGUUACUCCAUGAUGGGCCAUGUCCCAAAAUUUGCACUGAUCAGUUACUCCAUGACUGGAGAUAUUAGCAACCUUCAA
Messenger RNA from Magnolia sinica, 1964 nucleotides. RefSeq lists its product as uncharacterized. The record is from RefSeq and is a predicted model, not a curated record. Lineage: Eukaryota; Viridiplantae; Streptophyta; Magnoliopsida; Magnoliales; Magnoliaceae. Bases 297 to 1592 code for a protein of 431 amino acids. The transcript has 14 exons.